Molecule: messenger RNA, 786 nt
Organism: Fibroporia radiculosa
Lineage: Eukaryota; Fungi; Basidiomycota; Agaricomycetes; Polyporales; Fibroporiaceae
Exons: 2
Coding region: 1-786 (261 amino acids)
Source: RefSeq, a predicted model, not a curated record
AUGGCCUCUUCGACUGUCCCAGCCGCAUCCACGACCACGAGUCUCGGCUCGCCCUCCGCGACAUCAACAAGCACCUCAUCCAGCCCAAAUCCCACCCUUCCGUUCAGUUUCCUCAUCGCCCUAGUCGCCAUCUUCGUCUUCUUUCUCGGUUGUGGUUUCGGUUCACGCCGCCUGUCCAUCGAGCUCCGGCGCAACCUCGGACGACUCCAAGCAAAUGGUGGCCGCGCACAACCCCCAAUCCCCGCAUUAUGGGAUCCGCUUUCCGUCACAUAUAUCCGCCAGGAGGAAUGGGGGGACACAGCGCCUGCUCUCCCUCGACGUCCGCGCCUCCCGCUUCGUCAGCGCAUAAUAGACUACAUACCCUUCUUUUCCCUUCUCGUCGCAGUCCGUGCAAUGAGACGCGCGCGAGCGCACCCGGGCAUAAACUCCCUCGAGGCUUACUCUUAUGCGCACGGACUCAUCGAAAUGCCACCUCCGCCGCCACCCGUGCGUGCGCUGCAAGUCACAGUGUUGGUGGCCAUGCCCUCGCCGGAUCGCCCGUAUGCGAAGCGGCCCUUGUCCAUGGAUUCGAGGCUAGAGGACGCUGCCAUAAAUCUACCACGACUAUCCUAUGCCGGAGGGCUGGAGCAAGAUGCGCAGAAGAGGGUUAGUACGGGGAAAGAGCGCGCGAGCGUGACUUAUAUCGACUCGCCGCUGGAAGAGACACCUCUUUCAAUAUUAAACAUUGGGGAGUACGCAAUCGGUACGCUUCAGAUGCCUUGGGAAGUGAACGAGGGGGAGAUGUGA